AUGGCACAUACAUUUGACAUCUCACCUGAGAAACGGGCCAGUCGCAUCAACUUCAUUUGGCGGCAGCUCUUUGUCACACCACCACCCGUCUCAUCCGAUGAACUCAACUUGGCAGGGAGAACAGCACUUGUUACUGGCGCUACUGGGGGAAUAGGCCUCGAGAUAACUCGCCAGCUACUAGGUCUUGGAUGCAAGGUCAUCAUGGGUGUUCGAGAUGAACGCAGAGGAGAGUCAGUACGUCAGAAUCUCAUCCAGGAAGGCAACCUAGACGAUGACAUGGCGCAGGUUUGGAAGCUAGACCUUUCCUCUUACCAGUCGAUCAUUGCUUUUGCCGCCAACGCGAAGAGCCUUGACAGUCUCAAUAUUGCCAUUCUCAACGCAGGUAUCUACAAAGUAUCGGAGGCAUUCAGCUCGACAGGGUAUGAAGAAGGGAUUCAAAUCAACUACCUUUCAAACAUUCUUCUGCUCAUUUCACUGCUACCAAUUAUCAAGAAGAAUGCUCCUGCAGGUGAGACCGGUCACAUCUGCCUUGUGUCCUCCGACACAGCCGCCUGGGCUAAAUUCAAGGAGAGAACAUCGGCAACUCUCCUGACCGCAUUCAAAAAACCUAUGAAAACAUGGGACAUGGGAGAGCGGUAUGGGACGACAAAACUCCUGGGCCAGCUAUUCCUCACCGCCUUGUCGAAACGCGUUUCUUCAGUUACACUGUCCUGCGCGAACCCAGGGCUUUGCGGGGGUAGUUCAGACCUUGCUCGUGAAGCAACAGGCAUACUUCGGCUUGCGCACAAGAUGCAGUGUCUUGUGCUGAGUCGAACAUGUGCUGUUGGUGCUCGUACAAUCGUGCACUCGGUUACUACGCUACAUAGGCACGCACAUGGUCACUACGUCGAGGGUGAUAAGAUACAGCCCAUGGCACCUAUUGUGUAUCAAAAUGAGGGGAAAGAACUUGCUGAGCGACUAUAUGCAGAGACCCUGGAGGAGCUGUCGUUUGCUGGGACCGAGAGGCAUAUUCACUGUGGCCAGACAGAGUACUUCCAAGUUGAGAGCGGAACCCUGGCUGUCAUCAAGAAUGGAAAGAAAAGUGUUCUUACCAAGGAUGGUGGCAUCAUCAAGAUCCCUCCCGGAACCCGUCAUAGAUUCUGGGCCGAAGCCCCCGUAACCGCGGAUCUGGUGUUCCGAGUAUGGGCAGAGCCACAGAACCUGGAUAGAGGUUUUGAUGAGGCCUUCCUGCGUAACUAUCUGGGCUACCUGCGAGAUUGCGAAGAUCAAAACAUACAGCCUUCGGUAUUUCAACUUGCCCUGCUUGGUUGGAACGGCGACACCCUCCUGUCGCCGCCAUGUGGGGAGGCUUUUCCUCAGAUACCAAUCAAGCUAUGA
Messenger RNA from Fusarium subglutinans, 1377 nucleotides. Its product is annotated as short-chain dehydrogenase. The record is from RefSeq and is a predicted model, not a curated record. Bases 1 to 1377 code for a protein of 458 amino acids. Lineage: Eukaryota; Fungi; Ascomycota; Sordariomycetes; Hypocreales; Nectriaceae. The transcript has 6 exons.